GGCUAUAAAGCGGCAACCCCGGAUGUCGUGACGCGCUGGUGGUAGUGAAAGGUCCCCUCUUUUCCCGCAAGAUGGCGAUGUUGGCAGAACCACGUCGCAAACUGAAGUGGUCUAUGGAUCCCCGGAACAGUGCUUGGAGUAAAGAUGAAUCAAAAUUUGGCCAGAAGAUGUUGGAAAAAAUGGGAUGGUCAAAAGGCAAGGGGCUUGGGGCUCAAGAGCAAGGCAACACAGAGCAUAUCAAGGUUCAAGUAAAGAACAACACGUUGGGAUUAGGAGCUUCUGUCAGCCAGGAAGACAACUGGAUUGCUCACCAGGAUGACUUCAACCAGCUUUUGGCAGAGCUGAAUAAUUGUUAUGCACAAGAUGCCCCAGAAUCUACUUGCAAAGAUAGAAAGAAAACUUUUAGCCUUGAGGAAAAAUCCAAGACCUCUAGAAAAAGAGUUCACUAUGUGAAAUUUGCCAAAGGAAAAGAUCUCUCUUCUCGAAGUGAAGAUGACCUAUCCUGUAUUUUUGGGAAACGCAAAAUCAAGAAAAUGCAAGUUGAUGCUGUUAGCACAGGCUCUCUAGAGGAGGAUUCAAAAGAAGUGAUCAUGUCACCUGACCAAGUAGACAGGAGCAAUACUGUGACCAGCACUCUUACUGUGCAGGAAUAUUUUGCCAAGCGCAUGAGAAAACUGAAGAAAACCCAACAUUACGUCAAAAUAGAGUCAGCUAAUUCUCCUCCAGUGAUGGCUGAGAAGUUGGAAUGUUUGGAACCCCAGACAAAGAAGAAAAAAGGCCACAAAUAUGCACAGGAUGAGGGUGGAAAACCAAAGAUUAUCUGCACUGGGAUACUUGGUUCAAGUAGAGAUGAACUGGAUGAACUGGACACACAGAAGAAGAAAAGGAAAAAGAAAUCUAAGUAUCUGGACACUAGUAGCAAUCUUAUUUACAAUGGAUCUCAAAUUAGUUCUCAAAAGGCAAGACAGUGUUCCCUUGAAACAUCUAAGGAAGAAAAUAAUGAUUUAGGAGAGCAAAAAUCAAAGAGAAAGAGAAAGAGAAAAAAAGACUGGGAUGUAACUGAGGAUGUUGAAUGCGUAAAACGGAAGAAGAAAUGUCCCAGUUAAUAUAAUUCCUGAUGUUUAAUUUCAGUGAAAUUGUUGGCCUUUUUGUUGUACCUAGGUGUCCAAAUUUAUCCAAAUAAAU
Candoia aspera is the source of this 1185-nucleotide messenger RNA. It is a transcript of the gene PINX1, whose product is annotated as PIN2 (TERF1) interacting telomerase inhibitor 1. Gene Ontology annotation, molecular function: telomerase inhibitor activity; nucleic acid binding. Lineage: Eukaryota; Metazoa; Chordata; Lepidosauria; Squamata; Candoiidae. The record is from RefSeq and is a predicted model, not a curated record. Gene Ontology annotation, cellular component: nucleolus. The transcript has 7 exons. The coding region runs from base 72 to 1106 and encodes 344 amino acids.